Tigriopus californicus is the source of this 5425-nucleotide messenger RNA. RefSeq lists its product as uncharacterized. The record is from RefSeq and is a predicted model, not a curated record. NCBI's taxonomy places the organism in Eukaryota, Metazoa, Arthropoda, Copepoda, Harpacticoida, Harpacticidae. The transcript has 4 exons. Bases 15 to 2645 code for a protein of 876 amino acids.
UAAACAUCACGGACAUGACAAGAUUUCUCGAGAAAAAUGGAGAAAAUAUUCAAUUGCUGGGCCCAGCCAGGAGACCCCAAGAUGAGGGGGCUGUCAGGCGUUGUAACUUCACCUCGACUUCACCUCCUCCAUACAGAUACACACAGAUCACCAUGAUUCUAAGGACGUGUAUGUUGGCCGCACUCCUGAUCUCAGGGGUGUGUGGCCAGGAGACUUCUAAACUUGAUACGCCCACCGUUGUGGAGGGUAUCUCGGUCUCACUGGAAGAAGAACAAGCCCCCAUUGCUGCCCAAGAACGGAUCGACUUCUCUGGCGAAGACGACCAGAUUGCCUUGGAGAGUAACAUUGCCGAGGAUCGAGAUCACUCUGUGGUUGUGGCCCCACCCAAUGAUCAAUACGCCGUUGCAUCUGGGAUUGACACUUUCAGUGCUCCUCAAGGUGGAAACUCCUACAGCGCUCCACAACAGAGUCAAAACUCGUACAACGCCCCUCAACAAGAAGAAGACAGCUACGGUUCCCCUCAGGCACCUGUCGAGGACAGCUACGGGUCACCCCAAGCUCCGGUUGAGGAUGGCUAUGGUUCUCCUCAAGCUCCUCCAGUUGAUGAUGGAUACGGCUCUCCUCAAGCUCCUCCUGUGCAAGAUGCUGCUCCUCAACAACAAAACUAUGGACCCAUCCCGGUGCCUCUCUCGGUCCCAGUCAAGCCUUCGUCUUUGGUGUUGCCUCAACAACCUCAGGGUGGAUAUAGACCCCCUAAGCCUCAAUACAAUCCGAGACCACAACCACCCAAGCGGCCCUCUUACAGGCCUCCUCCCCCAAUUCGACGACCUCCCCCUAAGCGACCCCAAUACAAGCCGCAAAAGCCGCUCUACAAGCCCAGACCCGGACCUCCCAAGCCUCAAUACAAGCCCAGACCCGGUCCUCCCAAGCCCCAAUACCGACCCCAAAAGCCCCAAUACAAGCCCCCGCAAAAGCCGCAAUACAAGCCUCAGCCUAAACCUCAAUAUGGACCACCCAAGCCUCAAUACAAGCCGCAACCCAGCCAGCCCAAGCCUCAAUACAAGCCUGCUCCCGCACCAAUCCAGAGCCAACCCCAGAACUCGUACAGCCAACCUGCUAUCAGCUCAUCCAACUCGUACACAUCUAGCUCGUUGUCCACUUCGUCUUCGCAUUCCUCGCCAUCCCACUCUUCUUCCUCGUCGUCGUCGUCCUCUUCCUCGUCCUCAUCAGGAGACCCAUGGCCUCAAGCUCAACCCGAGAUGCCAAAGAUCACCAGCUUGGAUGUGACUUGCGAGAAAAAUUUGAUGAAGGUCUUUAUCGAGUUCGACAAGCCUUUCUACGGUAUCAUCUUCUCGAAAGGACACUACUCUGACGUCAAUUGCGUUCACUUGCCCGCUGGUCUUGGCCGAACUAAUGCCAAGUUCGAUGUUUCUAUCAACUCUUGUGGAACCACUGGAAACACCGAGAAUGGCCUUUAUGGUUAUGGCGCUGAUUCUGGAUCUGGUACCUUCUUUGAAAAUACCAUUGUUGUUCAGUACGACCCUCAAGUGCAAGAAGUCUGGGAUCAAGCUCGCAAGCUCCGAUGCACGUGGCAUGAUCAGUAUGAGAAGUCUGUCACCUUCAGACCUUUCCCCGUCGAUAUGUUGGACGUCGUUCGAGCCGAUUUUGCUGGCGAUAAUGUUGGCUGCUGGAUGCAGAUUCAAGUUGGAAAGGGCCCAUGGGCUAGCGAGGUGUCUGGCUUGGUGAAGAUUGGACAGACCAUGACCAUGGUCUUGGCCAUCAAGGACGACGAUCAGAAGUUCGACAUGCUGGUUCGCAACUGUAUGGCUCAUGAUGGCAAACGCGCCCCUAUUCAAUUGGUGGACCAGAAGGGAUGUGUCACUCGACCUAAGCUCAUGUCCAAAUUUACCAAAAUCAAGAACUUUGGCGCCUCGGCCUCCGUUUUGUCCUAUGCCCACUUCCAGGCCUUCAAGUUCCCUGACUCGAUGGAGGUUCACUUCCAAUGUACCAUUCAGAUCUGCCGUUACCAAUGUCCUGACCAAUGCGACUCUGGAUCUGGAUCCCAGUCCCAAGGUUCGUACAACGCUCCCAGCGAGUCUCAAAACCAAGACUCCUAUGGUUCUCCUCAGAGUUCACCAGUGAGUGGAAACGAGGACUCUUAUGGCUCUCCGCAAAGCUCUCCCGUAGGCAAUGAGGACUCUUACGGAUCGCCUCAAGGCUCUCCCGUUAAGCAAGAUUCGUAUGGCUCGCCGCAAUCUGCUCCUCAGUCCAGUUAUAGUGGAUCAAAGAGGGCUCGUCGUGAGGCUGAUACCGAAGAGGACCUCGACCUCGAGGAUGUUGGCGUGGAGAAGGUGAUCCAAGUGGUCUCCAGCGGCGACCUCACUUUUGCCAUCAAGGAAUCCGACAAUGAGACUGUCGUCGACGUCUACCCUCCUGUGACCCAAAGUUGGGCAGGAGAGCAAGGUUAUAUUUGCAUGUCUACCCCGGCAUUUGCCGCUACCCUUGUCAUCCUGUUGGCUAUUCUAGUAAUCUCUUGUCUCCUGUCGGCCUUCCUUUGCCUUCGGCACCGGUCUUACUAUGGCGAAACAUCCCUUAUCGCUGCCUUUGCCAACCCUGUCUUUGCUCAUAAGAAGAGUCACUUCUAAGCUCAGUUCAUCAUUCAGUCCCCUUCCAUACACUCCAUUAUUAAUAGCAACGCCAUGUCACUCCCGGCGUUGACCUGCUCACACCCAAAAACACUAUACUCUACUACCAUGGGCAAUUCAUUUCGUAUACUCGCAGCUUAAACCCCUGUUCAGGAAGUCGCACAAUGUCCCACCCUCCCAAAGAGUGGAACUUGAACUUCAUUCGAGCCCGCUCUUGGGUUGUGAGGCCCUCCUCCUUAGCCCUUCAAUCAUUCCGUUUGAAGCCCCCUUUUGACCUCUCCCCUUGCUCGAGAUCCCAUAAUGAAACGAUUGCACAACAAUCGCAGGCCAGACCCAACUGAAAUAGGUGCAGGCCACCAGCAGUAACGAGAACAACAACAACCACAACAACAACACGAUUGAUGAAUGAUGAACUGAGUCUGGUCUAGUGACCCUGUCUUUAUUGAGCUCCACCUCUCAAGGCAAUCAUUUUAAGUGGGACCAGCAAGCUCACAUCUUCUGAUUUGAAGUCCCCGAUCCAGCAGACACGGUCUAUGUUGCAAAAAUUAUCUAACACAAACCACCUUCAAUGCACUCCAAUAGGUAGUAGAUAUUUUUGCACACUCAUUUAGUCGUCAGGUGGAUUCUCUCAGCUCUUGCUUUCUCUUUCUCUUUCUCGGACUUAAUUAUUUCCACUUCUUGCACAUAUGCCUCCAAGCACUAAAACUAAACCAACUAGUAUUCUUGCAAGGACGCCAGUGAAUCUUGUGAGCCGUUCUGUCUCCCAGCCUCGUCAAAAGGGGCGGAGACCGGAUUCAAUCGCGCGCCUAGGUUACAUGGCUGGUUUGUCCAAGUCUUGAAUACUCGAGUACAAGCUAGUCGUUGAACAGACUCCUCUUUUUGGAACACUAACCCUCUUCCUCCAAUCAGACCUUUCUUACAUACUAACGUGAACAAAUUGGCAAGACACGCCUUCUUCUUCAUCUUUGUUUGAAUUAGACAAAAAAUGUUGGUCUUUGUAUGUGCACAAAUGCUAUUUUUUUGUCACGGCUUCUGAGCCUUCUCUGUCCCUCUUACUCACAUGCAAGCCUUUUCCUGUGCUAAAACGAGUUCCUUUCUUUGGGAAGUGGAACAUUGGUGAUUUUAUGAUCUACUAUUACUACCUCUCUCACCUCUUCUUUCCCCUCUAAAGUUGCACCCCGCACACUUUAAUCCUUUCCAUUUGACACAUACCCCCACAUACCUAUGCCCACACAGAUGGCAAAACUGUCUGCUUAUCUCUUAUUACUAUUUCAACCUUGAUUUGUCAAGUGCAAAAAACUUCUGUGAUACUUUAUGAUCCGAAUCAGGGUUUCUAUCACGUGGCUCUCAUCCUUGUUCCCAAUUCAAGGGAUGAGAAUGAAACGUCACGCUUUCUCUUCUUGGAAAACCAAAACUUCCUCUCUUGAAACCCCUUUCUGUGAUAGACUGAUUCGGCAUCAUAAAGCAAAAUUAUUACUUUAUUUGUCUCCGGAAAUCUCUUCGGACACACAAAUGUAGACUAUGAGGCCCCCUUUCGGAUUUUUUUGACUUCUCGUGGAAGGGGGCUUCUUUUGAAGAGGUUGUUAGCAACACUGAUCAAGGCCGGACAACUUUGGCAAUUCAAACUGCAACAACAACAACAACACCGAACACAACAAGACUUUGGGAUACUUCUUCCUACGCCCACUUUGUCAGCUAGCAAAAGUUCCCAUAUGAGUUAACAACCCUGUAGGAUAACUUUGCCGCAAAUCAUGAGAUUCUGCUUGGAAAAACGUGAACACUUUUUCAACGCGCCAUCUUGAUUGGCAAGUUUGCCUUCACUGGGUGCAUUUGGCUGCAAACAAAUCUGAUUUAGAAUUGCAAGAUCGUACAUUCCAGAAAACCAUCCAGUGACAAUUGCCUAAUAGACAGCAUUUCAACAACCGUGCUGCAACCAUAUCCCUUAAACAAUACCAACAACACAACACUUGUUUCAUAUUGAAAACAAAUUUACUACCGCUUCCAUUUGGAAACUAACUUUUCGAGACUCAACACUCGGAUCUGUGAGCGAUUUGUGCCAAAUCUCAUGAGAAUCGUCUGGAUAUUCCAGAAACCACUAAUAGUUUCCAGCAUAGGUCCUAUGUACCAACGCAAACCCUUCUCUCAAUUUCCUUCCAAUCACUGACAACAAUCAUGAUGAUAACAUUUUUCAUAUCAUCAUUAUUAUUACUACUCCUACUUUCAUUACUACAAUUAGCCCUCUUCCUUCACUUUCUUUUCCUCGCCUCUUCCUUAUCUUUUGGUGGCUUGGGGUCAGUAUUUUGUGAAUGCUUCCAAAACACUUAUUGAUCUGAGAAGUGGAUGCUCUUGAAUCGUGAGCGAAGACAACGGCAAAAAUAAACAAAGGCAACCCCUGUUCCAAACCCUCCGCAACCUCUCCCAACCUUCGAUCAAGACCCCGCUGAACCCCCCUUGACCCCGUAAUUUCAAUUUAGUAAUCAAAUACGGUAGAAGUAUCUACUGUGUAGAAUUGAGUGAACCCACGAAUUCACCGGCAAGUACGGAUCAUGUUGACAAUUCUGUAAAUAGAGGUGUAAAAGAGACCAUCCCGGAACGAAACAAUCAUUGCAGCCAACUCGGCGAGUGCAACAAAUACUACCAACAACGACAGCAACAACAGCAACAACAUCAUCAUCAUCUGAUUGUGAGGAAACUUCUAGCUUUGAGCUCGGACAAGUGGCGCCCAAUUCGCGUUUGUGUUCUUGUCUCUUCCGGCCGAUGAAAAGGAUAUGGACCUUCUU